GGAUGAUUCUGAUGAAGAUACGUCCAGGACCUUGAGUACAACUCAUGGAGGAGCAAGUAGUCCCCUGUCGCACUUCACUGUCCGCACCCAUGACUUCUCGAGUGGCAUCAGCAGCACUUUGGACCGCAUUUCGAGCAGUCAACGAAAGCACGGGAGUCAGCGCCGUGUCAAGCAGUUCUAUUCAGCACCAGAAGAUGAAAGUUCAGAGGAAGAUUCUGAGGAGACUUUCACUCACAGGCCCGUGACUCAGUUGUACAGUGCGCCCUCAACCACUCAGAAACCCCCUAGUCAAUUUUAUGGUGCGCCAACAACUCGCAGGCCGUCAACACCCAGAGACCAGCACCUUCAGAGUCCACCAGUUUUAAGCAGGCCAUUUACAAUGCAAUUCAACAAACCACCAAGCCCAUUUUACAAUGCACCUUCAACAACCCAGAGUCCACCAAGUCAGUUUUAUGGUGCGCCAACAACUCACAGGCCAUCAACAACCCGUACACCACCAAGCCCAUUUUACAAUGCACCUUCAACAACCCACAGACCACCAAGUCAGUUUUAUGGUGCGCCAUCAACAACUCCCAGACCAACAACAACACACAGACCUCCUAGUCAGUUUUAUGGUGCACCAUCAACAACACCAAAGCCUGUGAGACAGUUGUACAGUGCGCCAUCGACCACUUCGAGACCUGUAAGUCAGCUAUACCGCGCACCGUCAACCCCUAGACCAGUGAGUCAGCUCUACGUUGCUCCAUCAACAACCCACAGACCUAUAACUCAAACGUAUCUGGCUCCAGAGACUGAGAGGCCUGUAAGUCGAGUCUAUGGAGUUCCUUCCAAGCAGUCUGAGGACUCUGACGAAGAGACUUCAACGCACAGACCACCAAGUCGAGUUUACGGCGCACCGGUUCAGGAGGACGACUCUGAGGAAUCGAAGGUCAGCUUCCCACCAAGGGGCCACUUCUCAAGCCACUCUUCCGCCGAGGGGCAGGCCUUGUUCGUGAGGACGGAAGGCCAUGAGGAAGAGGAGGGAGACAGUGAUGAGGAAACUAACCUCCCAGUUUUCAUCCUUCUGAAGGGCAAACAGAAUCGCCGAAUUCCAACAACAUACGGCGCCUUUAAUCAACAAAAGGAUAGCGAUGAGGAUGAAGACCUUCGCCUUUUCUUGCCAUACAUCGCUGCUGAAAGUGAAGAAGAUGCUUUUGGCAGCCUGAGACUGCCUCCUUCCUCGGUGCCAGGCGUUGGAAAACUGUCGGACCUGGAGCCUACUCAGCUUACUGACCAAGUCUCGGGCUACCUCACGGAGCUCGACCACCCGGGUUCCAGCCAUUACAUUACAUCGCUGUACAAUUGCCUUAUCACGAGCGGCGGACACAAGACUACAAAGCUGGUGGUGGGCGCCAGGGAAACUCUCAAGCUUGCACAAUCUUCGCCGUCCAAAUGA
Molecule: messenger RNA, 1435 nt
Organism: Penaeus vannamei (Pacific white shrimp)
Lineage: Eukaryota; Metazoa; Arthropoda; Malacostraca; Decapoda; Penaeidae
Source: RefSeq, a predicted model, not a curated record